AGGCAUCUGAAAUCUCAUUGGUCCUUGGUGUAGUCGUGUAGAUUGAGAAACGCAAACAAUUAUUGCUGCUUUUGGAGGAGUUUAAUAGAGUUAAAACAAACAAAACCAAAAAUAUAAAUAUUUAUGUUUUAUUUUUAAAGUUGAAACCUUGUUUUGUCAUAGCAAUGGCAACUCUAGUUCUUGACAACGGAGCUUAUACGGCUAAAAUAGGAUACAGCCACGAAAACGUCAGUGUAAUACCCAAUUGCCAGUUUCGCUCAAAAACAGCAAGACUGAAAACAUUUACUGCCAAUCAGAUUGAUGAAGUUAAGGAUCCGUCUGGGCUGUUUUACAUUCUUCCGUUUCAAAAGGGCUAUUUAGUAAACUGGGAUGUCCAGAGGAAAGUGUGGGAUCAACUAUUUGGAAGGGAAAUGUACAAGGUUGAUUUUGCAGACACCAGUAUAGUGAUCACAGAACCAUACUUUAACUUCACUUCAAUUCAAGAAUCCAUGAAUGAAAUUUUGUUUGAAGAAUAUCAGUUUCACUCUGCUCUCAGAAUUAAUGCUGGAUCCUUAAGUGCUCACAAAUAUUUUCAAGACAACAGUUCAGAGCUGUGCUGCAUUGUUGUGGAUAGCGGAUACUCCUUUACACACAUAGUGCCAUACUGCCGGGGUAAAAAAAUGAAAGACGGCAUAUGCAGGCUUAAUGUUGGUGGAAAGCUCCUGACCAAUCAUUUAAAAGAGAUCAUUUCAUACAGGCAACUUCAUGUUAUGGAUGAGACUCAUGUUAUUAAUCAAGUUAAAGAAGAUGUAUGCUAUGUGUCUCAAGACUUCUACAAGGACAUGGAAAUAGCUCAGUUAAAAGGAGAAGACAACACAGUGAUGAGAGAUUAUGUGCUCCCAGAUUUCAGCACAAUCAAAAAGGGCUUUUGCAAGCCUCGGGAAGAGAUGAAUUUUAGCGGAAAAUAUAAAACAGGGGAGCAGAUACUCCGUCUCAGCAAUGAGAGGUUUGCUGUUCCUGAAACAGUAUUCCACCCAUCUGAUAUUGGAAUUCAGGAGAUGGGUAUUCCAGAAGCUAUUGUCUACUCUGUGCAAAACCUGCCUGAUGAAAUGCAGCCCCACUUCUUUAAAAACAUUGUGCUGACAGGAGGCAAUACCCUCUUUCCUGGGUUCAGAGACAGAGUUUUCAAAGAUGUCAGAUCCCUCACGCCAACGGAUUACGAAGUGUCAGUAGUGCAGCCUGAAAAUCCAAUCUCCUACUCUUGGGAAGGUGGGAAACUGCUGUCUGAUAAUCCAGACUUUGAUGAGAUGGUUGUUACUAGAGAAGAUUAUGAAGAAAAUGGACACUGUAUAUGUGAAGAGAAAUUUGAUAUUUAAUGUCCUCCUUCUCGGUGAAUGCAUUGUAAAUAUUUCCCCAAGACUGAUGAUCAGCAAAUAAAUGUGUAGCUAAUUCCUAAUUACUCUUUCACCAUUAUAAUUAGGACUUCUGAUUUUCAGUUUUCAACCGAUAAAAAAACAAUAAAACACAUGCAAAAAAAAAAAAAAAAAAAA
Molecule: messenger RNA, 1529 nt
Organism: Polyodon spathula (Mississippi paddlefish)
Lineage: Eukaryota; Metazoa; Chordata; Actinopteri; Acipenseriformes; Polyodontidae
Product: actin-related protein 6
Exons: 11
Coding region: 165-1355 (396 amino acids)
Cellular component (GO): Swr1 complex
Molecular function (GO): nucleosome binding
Source: RefSeq, a predicted model, not a curated record